UAUUGUAGGAUAAAUGAUAGGAUGAAGAGCUGCUGUAUCAAAUGAAGAUGAAAAAGGAUGAACUUUGCCAAUAUCACCGCCGCUGAGCACAACCCUUUACAGAAAAGACUUAAGAUAGAGACGAGAUCACCACCUCCAUCAAGUUCGUAUACUGGCAUGUGCCCGACCUCUUCCAGUCCCCAAAUGCCGCUACCUCCUCCCCUCACUUUCAACAGCACGAAGAAUAAGUCCAAGCAGCAGGCGGCGCUUGUCUCCCCAGUAAAUGGCGUCCCGUCGGUAACGCCCUACACUGGUCAGGCACCCCAGAGCUGCCAAGUCCAGUCACAGCAACAGAGAAAUAGAGAGCCAGUCGUCUGUAAACACUCAACGGAAAUGCUCAGCAAACUGAACGCAAUCUCCAAGGACCUGAUAGCCCUAGCUGAGCUGGUCAAGGACGUACAGAAGCAGCAGUCACAGCUAACACACCAACUAUCAGAAACCAAGGAACGUGUCUUGCAAAACACCGAUUUGAUAAGGACAGUAAGCGAGCAGUUCAAAAUUCAGAUGUCAACCUUGCUGCAAGGUCAAGUCGAGCAAGCAGAUAUCGUCCGAGCUACAAGUCUCAAGUAUGAGGAGCAGAUGAGGCUCUGCAAGGAGGAUGUCGGCAUUUGUCAGAACAUGUGCAGCGACAUAAUGAAGCAAAACGAGGGUUUCACCUCUACACUUCAGUCGAUACGUGAGGCUGUGAUGCAGACAGCGCAGAAUACCAGCACUGCCGCACUGGAAGCAGCAAGUAACACUCAGCUACAGAACGCUGUGCCACACCUUACACACGAUCCCAUGCCAGCCAACAGCUCUUUACCACCUAGCAAUGAUAACAUUCAUCCCACUAACCUACAGCAGCAGCAACAGCCGUCCUCCCAACCCAUCCAAAACCAGAUUCAGACGAACCAAGGUCAGGGUAUACAAGUGCAACUAGCACCAGGCAACUACACAACUGCUCCCACUCUGCAGCAUUUGAACAAGAGUAAUCCCGGUCCAGCGCAGCCUAUGCAGAUCCAACUUGGUGAUAACAAUAAAUACUAUUGUAUUGGACCUAAUGGGGUCCAACAGUCUAUUCAGAUGUUUAGUGUGCCGCCACAGCUCCUUCAAGGAAUUCAAGCAAUUCAGAAUAUCCAGGGAGGCAACAACUUGGUGCAGAUAGUGUCCCCAGCAGCUGCCGGACAGAUCAAACAGAAGUCUAAUAGGCCCACUGAGAUCAGGCCAAAGACAGUCUCCACACCAAAGAAGAUGGAGACAAGCAAUGGUCUCUAUCCUCCAACAUCUUGUAGUGUCAACAACUCCUCUCCUAAAACGACCAACAUUCUGGAAGAAGCGAGCAAGGUCCUGUCAAAUCCGAGUAUGGAACAAGACUCUGACAGCUCUUUCCACCUCUACAACCACAACAACUCUGAAAAGGACGCCCUGUCCGAGGCUAUCAUGACAAUCCCGACCACGUACGCACAGCACGGCAACAACACGAACUUCAAGUUCGAGUGCAGCGAUAAUAUGAACGAUGGGAACCACGGUGAUGAAAGCAGAGCGAUGCAAGUGACGUCGGAGAUGCUCAGCAAAGCCAUCAACGUAGUGGAGGGUGAUCACAAUCUCUACUUUGAUAAGGUUUUGAUAGGUCCUAACAACGGCGAUAACCAGCAACAGAAACAACAGGAUCAUCACGUGCAAAUCCCUUCGUUUUUACCCGAGGAAGUAAUAAACUGCGUCUACAGGAAGAGCAAAGAACCUUCCAUAUAUGCACUUAACAUUUGUCGUGAAAUCCUCACUCGAGAGGAGUUCAUUAACAAUGACUUUAAAUCUUUUGUCAGUAAAAAUCCCCUGAAAUACAAAUUCAUCGAACACUUGUUAACGACAAAAUUUGGCCUGUACUCAGAUCACCUUCAGAGCAUCCUCAAGGAUGUGCGGAUAAAAUUUAACAAUUAUCAUCGGCACGUGAAGCGUUCUGUGCGGUUAAAGGAGAUCCAGAAACAGGAACAGCUUCAGUUGGAGAUAGAAAGACUGGAACAGCAGCAACAAGAACAGCAGCGGUCCACUGAUGAAAAAAUGUUGGAGUUAUUAAAACAAGAGCCCACCUCAAUGGAAGACGGUUCAUACAAACUGAUAGCUCCAAAUCAAGGCCAAGCCACUACGUCGUUUGCUUCCCUAGUCCCAAACCACGGGCAGCCCUCAACAACCUUUGCAUCAGACAACAGCUGAUCACCGUGGCAACACCAGCACUGGUGAUAAUCACGUGUCUUGCCCUGCCCUAGCCCUCUCUCUCUCUCUCUCUCUCUCUCUCUCUCUCUCUCUCUCUCUCUCUCUCUCUCUCUCUCUCUCUCUCUCUCUCUCUCUCUCUCUCUCUCUCUCUCUCUCUCUCUCUCUCUCUCUCUCUCUCUCUCUCUAUCUCUCUCAGGAGGUCCGAGCCAACCCUGUUGAGGAACGAUGAGAUCGACAGAGAGUCUGGUAUUUUGUUAUCAUUUGGUUAUCGGUUCAUCUUCUCAAGGGACAGUUCCAGUGGUGAUGCAAGGAAAUCUAAGAAAAUUGACCCUCUCAGCACUUCAAGCAUCCGAAUUCCCUUUAAAACGCAAACUUUCUUGCUGAAAACAAACUCACGAAGUUGUUGUAUUUGGAUGUUAGAUUGAGAAAGUGUAUUUUCUUGAGCAGUUCAUUAUGUUGAUUGUCGCUGUUGAAUAUAUGAUGAUAUAUGUGCAGAUGUAUAUUUCAAUCCCUUUAAUGAAACGAUAGAUCAGUAUUUAUACAGUGUUGGUUUUAAGGUACACGAUAUUAAUAGUAUCUAUUGUUAUACUGGUGUGCUACGUUUGGUUAGGAAUAUUAGCGUCACUCUGAAAUGGAUAGGAUAUAACGGGGACGAGAUGGCCAUUUUCCGGUCCCUCCCAGCCCCCCGUAUCAUUUGUUUCCUGAUCUGGACAAUAGUACCGAACCAAAAAUUUGUCCAGCACUGUCAUACGCCUUCGAGCCCAUAUAAUUCUGUAGACUUGGCCUAUUAAAAGGUAGAGCUCGAAAUUUGUUUGUUUCGACGCUUAAUUAACAGCACAUAACGUGCCAAAACUAAGAACUAUUUCUCGCCUUACAACCUGUUCUACAUUAUACUUGCCAAUUGCCAUGUGAUUUUAUUGUACGAUUAUUAAAUAUUGUUCUUUUAAUCUGAAUAUAUAAUGUCUGUUCACGAUUUUGUCUAUAUAUAUUAUGAUAUUUUAAACGUUAUAGGUUCAUAAAGUUGGUGUUACAUAUUUUUUGCUCCUUUUACACUUUUUUCCUUUAAUAAUAUAUUUUAGCCUCAAGAGUUUUUAUCUAGUUACAUAUCACCCGAGCACCUGGUUUGGUUAAAACGGAUGGUUUUUUAUUAUAUCCUAGAUGAUGUUUCAAGCAUAAUAGUGCACGUGGUGUAUGUCUUCAAGUUUGAUUACUUGAUUUUUAGUUUAUUUUUAUACAUUUUGUUAAUUUUUGAUUUCAUAAACUGAUUUCCACGGUGGAAUUCUCAAGUACAGGCCUCGAAGUGAACUCACGACGAUCAAUUUUUUAUUGUUUUGCUUUGUUGGUUGUCUCCUGUGAUGUUGGUUUUCUCCUGUGAUGUUGCAGUUGGUUUUACAUGUAUGAUUGUACGCUUCGUCGGUUUAAUCAAUAAGGUCCUGAAAAUAUUUAUUUUCAUGAAAAAUAAUGAAAUUUUUUGCGGAAACUCUUUGAGGCCUGAUCUGUAUGAUACUUUAAAAAACAACAACUGCUUUAUCGAUGAAAAUAAUGAUGUAAAAAUUUUGCGAUUUCUUGGAUAAAACCUUUCCUAUUAAUCAAUCACAGUAAAUUGAUAUUGUUAAAAGCUAAUUCAACUUAUAGGUGCUUAAUAAAAGUUUAUAGAAUAUACGUUAACUUGAUUAUUUGGCACAGAUAGUGUUAAUGUUAUAAAUCCCCGUAUCAUUUUACAUUCUGAAGAAAAUGUUAUGCGCUUACGCUUAGCCCACUUGUAUUAUUAACCAGACCUGGAAGUAAUUCACAGAAUUAUAUAUUAUAAGGUCACUUUGUUAAUGUAAUAAUUUAUUUUAACCAAAUAUUAUACACAACUUCUUAUUUA
Messenger RNA from Bolinopsis microptera, 4099 nucleotides. RefSeq names its product probable serine/threonine-protein kinase DDB_G0267686. Lineage: Eukaryota; Metazoa; Ctenophora; Tentaculata; Lobata; Bolinopsidae. The transcript is spliced from 7 exons. Bases 58 to 2229 code for a protein of 723 amino acids. The record is from RefSeq and is a predicted model, not a curated record.